Colletotrichum spaethianum is the source of this 912-nucleotide messenger RNA. RefSeq lists its product as uncharacterized. The record is from RefSeq and is a predicted model, not a curated record. NCBI's taxonomy places the organism in Eukaryota, Fungi, Ascomycota, Sordariomycetes, Glomerellales, Glomerellaceae. Gene Ontology annotation, biological process: positive regulation of transcription by RNA polymerase II. The transcript is spliced from 2 exons. The coding region runs from base 1 to 912 and encodes 303 amino acids. Gene Ontology annotation, cellular component: nucleus. Gene Ontology annotation, molecular function: transcription cis-regulatory region binding; DNA-binding transcription factor activity.
AUGGGUUACGUGCCCCACAGAUGGGUACAAGGAUUCGAUCUCUGCGAUGAUGAGAGACACUUCCAGCUGGUUGUAGCCAGGCGCGCCCGCCAAUGCCAGCCCCUUCGUCACGCCGUCUUCGCAGUAGCGGCGCGGCAUCUCUGCCGGCAUCCAAAAUUCCGGCCGGAACCAGGAGGCGUCGUUGUGUACCUGAACCAGGUUUUGCCCGACUUGACACCGCAGAGUGCAUUUGAGUAUAUGCUCCGCUGCAUACCCGCCUUGCAUGAAGUCUCUCGCACCCAAGACGAGGAAUAUCGCGAGAACCUGGCGGCGGCGGCCCUCAUCCUUCGCCAGUUCGAGGAGAUGGACCCGGAAGACGCCCAGAGCGCGGGCAGUUCGGACUCGGGAAACGGGAACGGCAAUAACAAUGUCAACUUUCUCGACAUCACAAAGGCAAUACUACGGGCGGCGCCGUCGCGAUGGUCCGGGUUGCUGAGCGCCGUGUACUGGGUCGCCGUGAGGCAGGAAAUAUACUUCGCGUUGACGCUGGGACGAUCACCGCAAAUCACCGCCCAGCCGGAUCAGGGGCGCGAGGCUUCUUUUGCGAAUCAGCUCAUCUGGUUCAUGUCGGAGGUCGCCAAGUGGAAGAUGGGAGAAAGGCUGGAAUCGGAGUGGGGUAAGCUUUCCCUGGCCGGCAACGCACUGGAUAGGCUUCCAGCUAACGUGGGCAUAGAGAGGUUAAGAAGCCAAAAAGAAGGGCUGGCGUUGGAGUGCGCACGCCAAUUCAUACCCAUAAUGCAGCGACCAGCGAACCGGUCGCAGGGUGAGAUCUUUCCUCUGAUCUGGUACGCGUCCGACGUCGAGGUUACUGCUCUGCAACAUUUCAUCUUGGCCAAGAUGAUUCUCGUCGCCGAAGAUCCCAGUUUGUGGUAA